Messenger RNA from Anolis carolinensis (green anole), 2431 nucleotides. It is a transcript of the gene fbxo42, whose product is annotated as F-box protein 42. Gene Ontology annotation, molecular function: protein binding; ubiquitin-like ligase-substrate adaptor activity. NCBI's taxonomy places the organism in Eukaryota, Metazoa, Chordata, Lepidosauria, Squamata, Anolidae. The record is from RefSeq and is a predicted model, not a curated record. Gene Ontology annotation, cellular component: SCF ubiquitin ligase complex.
GGCAGUCCAGAGGCGCCUGCGCGUUGGCCUGAUCCCCGCCCCGGAGUUUAGCGAUGGCGGCGGCGACGGUGGCCGGGAGGGCUCAGGCGGGGGCUCCGCGCGAAGGCGGCUGGCGCUGCUGUGGGCGCCCGGCCCGGCUGCACCGAGAGCGGCUCUGUUGAGGAGGAGGAGGCGGAGGGGAAGGCGCAGGCGGCAGGUGAGUGAGGCAGGGGCGCGUUGGGAUGCCAUGGCCAGCCCGGCCUCCGACAGCGAGGAGGAGAGCUUCAUGGCGGUGGAUCCCCAGGAGGCAGCGUCGGUGGCGGCAGCACAUGGCGGAGGAAGGAGCCUGGCCCCGGAAGAGGAGGAGGAGGAGGAGGAGCGGGGGGCUCCCACAGAGAGGGGUCCCGGGGUGGUAGCGGGCCGCCCCCCGCCGCCCCCGCGCUCCAUGGAGGAGCUCCCCGAAGAGGUGCUGGAGUACAUCCUCUCCUUCCUGUCCCCGUACCAGGAGCACAAGACGGCCGCCCUGGUCUGCAAGCAGUGGUACCGACUCAUCAAAGGCGUGGCCCACCAGUGCUACCACGGCUUCAUCAAGGCGGUCCAGGAAGGGAACAUCCAGUGGGAGAGUCGCACCUAUCCCUACCCUGGGACCCCCAUCACCCAGCGCUUCUCCCACAGUGCAUGUUACUACGACGCCAACCAGUCGAUGUACGUCUUUGGGGGCUGCACCCAGAGCAGCUGCAACGCCGCCUUCAACGAUCUCUGGAGGCUGGACCUGAACAGCAAGGAGUGGAUCCGGCCCCUGGCCUCCGGCUCCUACCCCUCCCCGAAGGCGGGGGCCACGCUGGUGGUCUACAAGGACCUGCUGGUGCUCUUUGGGGGCUGGACGCGGCCGAGCCCCUACCCGCUGCACCAGCCGGAGCGCUUCUUCGACGAGAUCCACACCUACUCGCCCUCCAAGAACUGGUGGAACUGUGUGGUGACCACCCACGGCCCCCCUCCCAUGGCCGGCCACUCCGCCUGUGUCGUCCGAGACAAGAUGGUCGUCUUCGGGGGAUCCCUCGGCUCCCGGCAAAUGAGCAACGACGUCUGGGUGCUGGACCUCGAACUCUGGGCCUGGUCCAAGCCAAAUAUCGCGGGACCCAGCCCCCACCCGCGAGGGGGACAGUCCCAGAUUGUCAUAGACGAUGAAACCAUCCUGGUCCUUGGGGGCUGCGGGGGCCCGAAUGCGCUCUUCAAGGACGCCUGGCUGCUGCACAUGACGCCGGACGCGCCCUGGACCUGGCAGCCCCUCAAGGUGGAGAACGAGGAGCAGGGGGCCCCGGAGCUGUGGUGCCACCCGGCCUGCAGGGUGGGGCAGUGCGUGGUGGUCUUCAGCCAGGCCCCCAGCGGGAGGGCCCCGCUCAGCCCCAGCCUCAACUCGCGCCCCUCGCCCAUCAGCGCCACCCCUCCCCCGCUGGGACCCGAGGGCCGCGAGUUCCGCUCCCAGUCUCCGGUUCGGGCGGCAGUGGCGGCGGCGGCGGCGGACGAGGCUCCUUGCGUGAACGGCCGGUGGGGCACGCUGAGGCCCAGAGCGCAGCGGCAGACGCCCGCCGGGUCCCGGGAGGGCAGCCUCUCCCCCGCCCGGGAGGACGCCUCCUCGCCCCUGGCCAACGGCAGCGGACCCCCCGCCUCGCUGGACAGCCCCGUGCAGGCGGAGGGAGGCGAGGCCAAAGCGGCGGCGGCGGUGGCGGCAUCGGUAGCGCCUCGGCGGGGGUCCCUCCCGGAGCAGAAGGAGCUGCGUCUGGCGGUGGCCGAGCUGGGCUGGGCGCAGGAGGAGGAGGAGCCGCCCGAGGAGGAGCCGCCACCCCCGCCGCCGGGCCGGACAGUGGCCAACGGGACCCACGCGCCCUCGGGGCCCGUCUCGCCGGGCAGCCUGCGCCGCAGCCUGGAGGCCGUGAAGGCCCUGGCCGGAGGGGGGGCCCUGGGGCCGCCGCUGGGGCCGCCCCCCUCCUCCUCCUCCUCCUCCUCGCCCGGGUCGCCCCCCGACCCCGCCCCGGCCCCCCGCCCCGGCUCGGCCCAAGGGGACGGCCACGCCCUGGCGCCCCUGGCCCGCCGGCUGGGCCACCACCCGCCCCAGUCGCUCAACGUGGGCAAGGCGCUCUACCAGAGCCUGAACUGCAAGCCCAUGCAGAUGUACGUGCUGGACGUGCGGGGCGCCAAGGGCCGGGGCCGCGUCCAGUGGAAGGCCUUCAACGGCAACGGGGGCCCCUCCGCCGCCCCCUCCGCCUCCUCCUCCUCCGCGGUGGUGGGCCCCCCCGAGACCAGCCUCCACACCGUGGUCCAGGGCCGCGGGGAGGUCAUCAUCUUCGGGGGCCUCAUGGACAAGAAGCAGAACGUCAAGUACUACCCCAAGACCAACGCCUUGUACUUCGUCCGGGCCAAGAGAUGAUGGGCGGGCGGGCGGGAGGGCGGG